CUUAAGGAGUAACAGUAUCGUGUUUCGUAUGUGCGUCAUUAUUGUUUUCUUUUGUGGCCAGAUAAACACGGUUUCUCGCAUGAUCUCCAUUAUUUAUUCACUAGUUAAAUGAUGGUUGUGAAGUCGGUGUCGUUGGUCGAGUUAAAAAAACAACAAUGGGCAAAAGAAAAAGAAGAGCUGGUAAAAUUAAACAAUUACUGGAGAAAUCAAAACACGCCAAUUGUUUUCAAUGAUCAGAGGGAUCAUGUUAUUUAUCCGGAAAUACGUUCAAAUGACAUUGAUCGUCUAGCCACAUACAAAGAUUUACAAACACAAAAAAAUUUAAGUUUUCCUCCAAUUUCUCACGAUAAUCAAAAACAAAACAUACAAAACAAUACCUACAUUAAUAAAAUCGAAAAAGAUCUAAACAUCGAUACUGGAGUGAUGGAUGAUUCUAAACCAAAAAGCACUCAUACUAUAUUAAAUCGGACAUACACAAUUUCAAAAGAAAACAAUACUAUUGAAGGCGGAGGGACACUAGAAAGACAAAAGUGGGACAAGCAAUAUAAUGGUGGAUUCAAUCCUUCAAACUUCAAUUCAAAUGAGAGAAAAUAUUUAACCAAUGAAAGAAAUGAGACACCAGCAUGGGUAGAACAUUCAUCAGAAAAACCUUCUGCAACAAACGAAAUUGGAAAAACACAAUUCCAAGACACUCAUAAAGCUUCAGAUUUUGGAGGUAGCUGCGACACUUUAAGUUCAUUAGAUUCAAACAACGUUUAUAACAGGACUUACUUGCUAGGUCAAAAUAUUCCUUUGACCACUGAAGAAUUAGCCGCUAGAGAAGUAAAACGGCAAAAAGCCAUGGAACUUCAAGAAGCUAUAAAACAACAGUUAAAAGAAAGACAAUUAAAAAAAAAAGAAGAACUCGAAAAGAAAAAACAGGACGAUUUAGUUGAAGAACGACGUAUACAAAGGCAGCAAGAAAUUGAAAAGAAACGGCUAGAAGACGAGUUGAGACGACAAAGGGAAAAAGAAUUGUGUGACGAACGCAAAGCAAAAGCGAUGCAAGAAGUUUUGGAGAAUGCACAAAAACAAGCAAAGGAGGACAAAUCCAAACACAUGCAAAAAAAACGACAAAAUCAGGAAGAAAUCAAAGAACGAAUUUCCACAGAACCUGUAGUGGUAGUUAGUAACUGCAGUGAACCUAAUUUAGAGCCUAAAGUUUGCCUAGAACCCAAGGCACAAUCAAACGUACCUAGUCCAGUAGAGAUUAAAGAGACCCCUAAGUUGCCAGACGUCGACGUGACACUUCAAACUUCACUCUCUCCACUAAACCGCCAAAAAUUGUUGACGCCGAGCAAAUUUCGGAGUCAGACCACUAGUGUUGCAAUUCAAACCGAUAUUUUAAAGAAACCCACGAAAACUUCGGUUGGUAGUGUAUAUCAAAAAUCUAUAGAUUUGGACCAAAGGCCUAAAUGGGGAGUGAACAGACCAGAAGUACAGUACAUCAAGCAAAGUGCCAAAGAUCCGAAUUACCAGUUGAAACUGAGACAAAAGUCGCCAUGGACCAGACGGAUAAGCAAUACAAAUUCAGCGAAAAGCCAAUCACCAAACGUAAACGGACGAGCUGGCUUUACGUAUCCGGACAAUUAUUCAAAAAAGACGUUUGCAUACGGCCGGCCAAAUUUUGCAGAAAUGAAAAACAGUAAUAGUGUUCCAAAUAAAACUCCUUCGUUGUCAGAAAGCAUAUCGGUUAGUGAUGUGUUAUACCAAUUAUCAUCGUUACGAAAAGUACUGGAAACCAAACGAAAACAUUGGAAAAGUGUUAUUGCUGACGAAUCACCGUCAUCAGAUUCUUCAUGAUUAUUUAGUAUUAAAUUUAUAAAUCAUUAAUAUUACCUCAAUAUUAGGACUAGGAACUACUGCAGACAACUGAGACAACAGUAGAAAAAAACAUAACCAACAAACUAACUUCAAAUACUAAAGAAUAUUAAUAACAUUUUCAUAAAAAAAAAUUGUUUGCCAUACAUAUUUUUUCCUACGGUUUCAGCACUUUCAAAUAAAAUGUAUGAAAGAAGCAUUGAUCAAUUAGUUUAAGGGUAUCUACCUAGUACCUGCAUAACUGAAAAAUUACUUAACUUAAAAGUUCAAACGUUAAAAAUUUUUUUUUUUCAUUAUAAUUUUUUUCUUGUUAAAAACAUUUAAUUUUGUUGAAUUGCUUUUAAGUAUUAGGUAUAAAUGUAUAAUUGUUCUAUGUUAAAAUAUAGAACUAUAGUAAAUCAGACAUUAUUAUAAUUUAAACUUCUAAAAUGUACAACCUUCGAUUGUUAUUUUUUAAUUAGGUAUCUAAAUUAUAUAGGGAUGUGUAUAUAAUAUUGUAAAUAACAAUUAUUAUAUGUAUAAAUACGACUUAUGCGUUAUAUUAUAAACUUUUAUAGUAAACGCAUGAAAUGUUGUGAAAUUUUAAGUUCAAUUAAAAAUUAAAAGUAUAGGUAAUUUACCACAGAAACGUAUUUAUAAAAUUGGUUAAAGUUUUAAAAUGUAGCUACGAAACAAAAUUUAACAUUAUAUAAUAAGUACCAGUACCUUUAUUAAUUAGAAUUAUUGAAUUAUAUUAUAUUAAAAUAUUAUUAUA
Metopolophium dirhodum (rose-grain aphid) is the source of this 2614-nucleotide messenger RNA. RefSeq names its product DNA ligase 1. The record is from RefSeq and is a predicted model, not a curated record. The transcript is spliced from 13 exons. Bases 109 to 1842 code for a protein of 577 amino acids. Gene Ontology annotation, molecular function: microtubule binding. Gene Ontology annotation, cellular component: cilium; microtubule. NCBI's taxonomy places the organism in Eukaryota, Metazoa, Arthropoda, Insecta, Hemiptera, Aphididae. Gene Ontology annotation, biological process: cilium assembly.